Lymnaea stagnalis (great pond snail) is the source of this 2971-nucleotide messenger RNA. NCBI's taxonomy places the organism in Eukaryota, Metazoa, Mollusca, Gastropoda, Lymnaeidae. The record is from the annotation of a GenBank genome assembly.
CUACAGCAACUUUGUAAUGAGUGGAAAGCCAAGCCGAAGGAAGAACAAGAAUUUGAUGCAUUUUUUAGGGCUGUGUCUGCAGCAGCCAACAGCACAGGCACAAGGCUUAAAACCCGUGUGCAGAUUUUAAAUAAGGUAACUUUAUAUCACUUUAGAGUUUUGUCUUUAUGUUUACAAAUAUUUAAUUUUUAGUGUAAAUAUUUAAUACCUAGGUCUAUAAUUUUCUUGUACGUAAUGAAUAUGUUAUUGUUACUUUAUUUUAUAUAUUGAAAUGAGGUAUAAUUAUUAUAAGAAUUUUAUUUAAAUAAUUUUCUUAGAGUAAACCUUGAUGUGUCAAUAAAUGUUGGAAUAGUUUUGCACAUUUAAGUAAUAAGUCUAAUUUGUUAAAAACAAAAGUUUUAGAACUAUAUUUUAAUCAGCAAAGUUUUUAGUUCAUAAAAAUAUAAUUUGUCUCUGUCACGAAAUUAUGUUUAGAAAAGUAAAUUAUACAAUCAUUUUCUCUUUCAAUAGAACAUAAUAUACAUAUCUUCUUUAAUAUAAUUUACACCUAUAAUUGCCCAAGAUUUUCAUCUAUAAAGUACAGGCUACCAAUAUUUUAGAUGCAAAUAUUAUAUCUUAAUAAAUAGAAACAAUAGAUUUGACAAUAAACUUUGAGAUACAAUUUUCAGGCAAUCCAAGCAGAAAAUUUUGUACAUGGGAAAAGGCAUAAUUCUAGCACUACAACAAAUGUAAGGAAAAAUGUUUGACAAAAUUUUAAAAUAACAUUGUCACUAACACGAGAAGCAAUGGUUGUCAUUCUGAUUAAAUGUAUCAAAAAUUAAUUUUCAUUUCCUCAUGGCUAACAUCGGUAAAAAAUAAUUUAAAAUUCAUAUCUGAAUUAGGCCUACACUCUAUCAGUGUUUCUCAUUUUCAUAAAUUAUGAAAAAGUAGGCUACAUAUGGCUGUGCAUUUAAAGAACUUUUUUGCCUUAGAUUUUUUUUUUCCAUAAAAAGUGUACAAAAAGGAAGACAUUUCCCUCUUUUUAAACUUGAAAAGAAAAGCAUAGUCUCUUACACCUUACUUUUAAAAUUCAGGUUUUAAUUAAUUUUUUUCUUUUAACAUAUUACAUGAUAUAGCAUAAUCUCUGCCCUCAGUCUUAAAAUGCUUUAAAUGGUUUCCUGAAUUUUUAUGAAAUUUUUGCUAUUGACAUAAAAAUAAAUUUUCAAAAUGUUAAUGGAUUAAUAUGUAUUUCAAAUAAUUAUAUAUAUAAUAACGCUUUUAGAAAGUCAACAGUAAAAAGCUUAACAAAAUUAUACCAGGUUAAUACAUAUAUUUUUCUUAAAUUUGUAGUUGUUUACCACUUAAAAUUUAUUUGCUUUUUUUUCAAGUUAAAUUACAGCACUUAAAAAUUUAUUUGAGAAUCACAGCUUUGUGUUCCUUGGUCCUAUUAGGUAGAAGACCUCUAAUUUUCGCAAAAACAACAGAAACAUAUAUUACUAAACAGAAAAAAAAUAAAAAAAUUGAUGUUGUAUUUUUUUAAACUUUUAUAGAGAACUUAUCCUUUGAUGUUAGAAAAAAGGCCCUGCAGAUCUAGAUUCUAUUUUUCUUCAUAUUGAUCUCAAACUUCAAGUACUUUAUAUUUUCAAUCAGAACCCUCUGAAGCAUUUCUAAUGAUGGUUAACAUAUCUAAAAACUAUGUACCCCUUUAUUUUUUUCAUUUCCCUUUUGAAACAUAACUGAUUCAGUUUGAAUAUUCAAAAUAAAAUUUAAUAUUGGGGGAGGGGGGACUUUAAUUUUCAACAUUAAUAUAAAUGAAAAAUGCCUCUGAAAAUUUUUUUUCUGCUAAUGUCAGAUCCAAUCAUUUAAAAUAAUUUGAUUAGACUUCAUUAUUUGUAUUUACUUUUCCUCUAACUUCUACUCCAAAAAAUAAUAUAUAUUUUUAGAUAGAUCAUUCUAAACCUGCUUCACGGUUCAACACAUCAAAUUCCAAUUUUAGAAAAUCAACUAAAGUAUUUCCAGUUCCAGGGUAACAUUUGUGGGUCAAAAUUUGUAAAUAAUACAUGCACUGAAAUCUGUUUCAUUAACCUGUCACUAUUUUUCCUUUCAAAUUGCUGUGUGUAGUGUAAUCCAAAAUAAUUCUCCUUGUUAUACACAUCUUAAUUGAUGCUGCUAGUUAAAUUCAUCAUAGCUAUAUUUUUUACUAUUUUAAUGUACCGGUAAUAAAUUUUACAGCAUCUCAAAAAGUUUUCCGUACUUUUGCCUGUGAUCUGUAAAUGGUAUUUUCCCACAUUUUUAAUUUCUUUUUUUUCUCCUGUUUACCUUGUUGUUUCCCUUCCCCUGUCCCCAACCUCCUUUUUCAAUUUUUCUUAAUUACUUAAAGAGAAAAAGACAUGUAAAUCUACCAUUUUAAGAACAGCAUGAGAAAUAAGUUCAUCAAUGAUAAAUAAUAACAGAGAUUAGGCUCGAUCUUAUCAUGUAGGCAAAAGUUUAUCAAUUUAGAUAAGCUUUUACCAAAUUUAAACAAUAUUGCAGGGAGGACAUGAAAAAAAUUUGAAAUGCUAAAUAAUGGCAUAUCUUAAUAGAUUCAAUAUUAAAGUUUCUUUAUUUAAACAAAUUGAAUUAUUAUUUUAAAAUUUGCACAGUAAAAAAGAGCAGUCAUUUCCCUCCUUAAAUACUAGUGGUAAAAGUAAAAGGAAUAAGAGCAAUUUUUUCUGAUAAAAUUUAAUGAAUAGCCAAUUUUUGCCAUACACUAGAAGUCCUGUGACCACAUGAGUUUUUCUGUCAUUUCUUGACAGCUAUAAAGUAAUUACUUAUUUUCCAGCAAGAUGAUGGGGACACCGUCAGCCUGUUUGUUUUUGGGGAAGAAGAAGAAGAUCUAGCAAAUGAAGCAGCCCAAUCUAAUGGCAUCAUCGACUAUGACAAAGUUAAAAAACAUCAUUUCCCUAUAGAGAAAUCUUCACAUCAUAGUGGAAAUAAUAGCAUAGUAAGCAAC